Talpa occidentalis (Iberian mole) is the source of this 555-nucleotide messenger RNA. Its product is annotated as cytochrome c oxidase assembly protein COX20, mitochondrial-like. Gene Ontology annotation, cellular component: mitochondrial inner membrane; mitochondrion. The transcript has 2 exons. Gene Ontology annotation, biological process: mitochondrial respiratory chain complex IV assembly. The record is from RefSeq and is a predicted model, not a curated record. Lineage: Eukaryota; Metazoa; Chordata; Mammalia; Eulipotyphla; Talpidae. The coding region runs from base 1 to 363 and encodes 120 amino acids.
AUGGUCGAGGCGCAGCAGGAGCUGGGCAAACCCGGGAAGGGAAAGCCCUUUAGACUUCUAGGAAUUUUAGAUGUUGAAAACAUCCCCUGUGCCCGGGAAUCGAUAUUAUAUGGUUCAUUAGGAUCUGUUGUGGCUGGCCUGGGACAUUUUUUGUUAACUAGUAAAAUUAGAAGAUCAUGUGAUGUUGGAGUAGGAGGAUUUUCCUUAGUGAUUUUAGGAUGCUGGUUCCAUUGUAGGUAUAACUAUGCAAAACGAAGAAUCCAGGAAAGAAUUGCCAGAGAAGGAAUUAAAAAUAAGAUUUUAUAUGAAAGUACCCACCUUGAUCCUGAAAGAAAACAAACCAAUGGCAACAGCAGCAGCUGAGCAAUCUCGGUCAUAGAACACCCAAAUACAACGGAAGUCAGUGUGAAAAAAACUGAGAGCAACUAUAAAAAACCUACCUUUUAUGUACCAUAAAGCCUUCAAUCAAGUAAAUAAUUUGUGUAAAUUGUAUUUUAUUUACCUACUGCCACUAUGUCAUAUAGUGAACUAUGCUUAGAAGUGUUUCCUUGAACU